CGUUAGCGUAAACUGUCAUCGUCAUCGAAACAAAUCGCAGCUCUCUGUUUUCUGUUUCUAGCGGAUGCAGAACGGAACACACAACGCACCGAAAGGAUGGACAAAGCUGACAGGAAAUCAUCGGCCCGUGCCUCGAUUAAGCUGGGCGAGCUAAACUACACACCGGUGCUGAUCGCCCUAGCCGUAGUACUUCUCACAAUCGUGGUUCUGUUCCUAUGGAAACGCAAGAAGACCGUACGAUCUGCGGUGCUGUUUACCGGGCUGUGCGAUUCGGGCAAAACGUACCUGUUUGCCCACCUGUGCCUCGGCGGUGCACGCGAAACGUUCACAUCGAUCAAGGAGAACGUCGGAUGCUUCAAGACGGAGAGGGGCCGCGUGCUGAAGAUGGUCGAUGUGCCCGGGAACGAGCGGCUGCGGGGCAAGUUCUUUGACGAGUACAAAAACAUUGCCAAGGCGAUCGUGUACAUGAUCGACAGUGUGACGGUACAGAAGGACAUCCGGGAUGUGGCCGACUUCCUGUACACCAUUCUAGUGGACAAAGCCACGUCCAAGGUUCCGGUGGUUGUGCUGUGCAACAAGCAGGACGAAACGCUCGCCAAAACAGAAACUGCCAUCAAAAGCAUGCUGGAAAAGGAAAUCAAUAUCGUCCGGCAGACCCGAAGAAGUCAACUGCAAUCCGUCGACAACAGCUCGUCCUCGGACACGUUCCUCGGCAAGUCGGCCAGCGUAGACUUUGAGUUCGAGCAGCUCGGACAGCGGGUACGCUUUGUGCCGUGCUCUGCGAUGGAGGAACAGUUUGCCGGACUGACCAAAUUCCUCGAUACACUGUGAGGAUGGCGGUGUGCUGUUCUCCGGCGGUAUUAUUGACUGUGUCCAGUUUUCUCAGCUAUUUUUUUAUGUGUUUCAAACUGUACGCAAUAAAAAUGUUUUAUCGUGUAACACCGCGAUGUUCACCGA
Molecule: messenger RNA, 957 nt
Organism: Anopheles coluzzii
Lineage: Eukaryota; Metazoa; Arthropoda; Insecta; Diptera; Culicidae
Gene: SrpRbeta
Product: signal recognition particle receptor subunit beta
Exons: 4
Coding region: 97-831 (244 amino acids)
Biological process (GO): Golgi to plasma membrane protein transport; intracellular protein transport; protein localization to organelle
Cellular component (GO): Golgi apparatus
Molecular function (GO): GTP binding
Source: RefSeq, a predicted model, not a curated record